UUCCAAUGCUACGUCAAACAUAAUGCUAUGGCAUUAGAAUAACAAAUUGCACUUUUCUCGGUCGGUAAACAAUCAUGGACAAGAAACGUUCUGCUUUGAAUACUUUUAGUUCAGGGUCGAAAAAAGAUAACGAAGUAUCCAGGAAAGCUAAAGGCGAGGGUGAUGUGUCCACAAAAUCAUCGCAUACUCAGUUUCUGAGACAACCAAGACACGAAACGAAAUAUGAGAGAAUAACAAGAAAUCAAUAUUUUGGAGAAUCUGAGAGCAUCUCUGGGUCUUCAAACACUUUUGGCUGUGUUCAUGGUGCCGGAGGGAAGAAAUACUCCGAAAAAGGGUUGCUAAAACGGAACAUUAUGAAGGAGUUGGAUCCAAUACCUUCUGAUCCUAAGUGGAACGAUGGGUGUCCUCCCGCUUUCGAUUGGGGCAUGGCUAAGAAGUUGCAAUUUCUCGUAAUGGAUCCAACAGUAGACCGACAAAUGGGAAGGUUGGAGGCUCACCUGCGCGACUUCGCUUCAAUUACCAGAUAUGGAUAUAGGAUUGAUAUUUUAGACUGUGUUGUUACUAUCAUAGACUAUCUUAUAGAAACGUUGAAUAAAGCUCCUAAUUUACGACAAUAUUUGGAGAUGUUACUGGUGAAUUUAGGCAAGCCAAUUUUAUUAACAGCAGCCUCUGAUGUCAUAAAGUACGUUGAUGUUAUAAGAGACUACAUGGGAUUUUUGGGAUACUUACUCAUGCGUCUCGAAGAUGACUAUUUCUUCGAUCUGGUGUCCAAGGGAAUCCUUUGGCAGCUCGCGGCCCCUGAUGAUUUCCGGAAGCAGGGCGCGGUGCCUUCACGUUAUAUCCUCACUGCCGCUGCUCCGGUGAUCCACCAAACCACAGUCAGAAUGCUAGCAGUGUCCACUUCGCACAGAUAUCCUACGUUUUUGAAUAUUGCGUUGAUACUUGCUUGGAACUCUAUGGAAAAUUGUAUCGAUAUGGUCAAAGAAAAUAUAUUUGAUAAUAUUUUCUAUCGAUUCAAUCCUUAUUUUCCCGAAAGGAAGCUGCCGAUGUAUGACAUAAAUCCCGCGGAUCUUGAUGACUUCAAUGUUAAAUUAGGUGAUAGCAGCGUAAAUAUGUCAACUACAUUGUCGUUACUCCUAGUCCUGGUUAAUACUACGAAGCAAUAUCUGGAUGAGAAUCCAAAGCAACGUGUAGUGCUUCCGUGCCCAGACGACUAUAGCCAAAGAUGUUACAUCUGGGCGUACCGCUACGAAUGUCGUGCGCGCGAGCAUCAUCAUGAAAGGAUUUCGUUGACCGUCAUCGCUCAUGUUUUGUUGAACUGCUUCAGAGAUCGACUCAUGACUUUUUCUUCACUUCUUAUGCCAGAUAUAUUUUCUUUAGCUGUAUUGACUGAAUUGCCUCCGAGAAAUGAUUGGAUCCGUACAGUGAAUUUUGCAACAGCCCAGUCUGAUGUGCAAUUUAAAAAGACCCUUAUAUACUUAAGUGUUGAUUUUCUUAAAGUCUUCCCUUAUAACAGAUUUAUGGUCGAAACACGUUAUUGGCUUCUUGGAUUAAUGUAUUUACUAGAUCCAGGACUUUGUCAUCUCAGAAAGCGUUGGUCACAAGCACUUUUUGGCGAAAUACGUAAGACAGCUCUGCAAGCUUUGGUUUGUGUUCUACCUUUCAUUCCAGUUAAACUGGCUAAAGAAUAUGGCUUAAUCAGAAGGAUAAUGUGGUACAUCGAAUGGUAUUCCGAAAGCCCGUAUGAGCUACCGACUCUUUAUUGGUGUGUGCGACUGCUUCAAGUAGCUACUUAUCAAAGGAGAAAGGAUCCGAAAGCAAGACAAGCCACGCUGAAAGAUUUAUUUGAUUCCCAUGGAAUCAUAAUUUUAAUUAAACUCUGCUAUACACUCCUAGAACAGAAGUUGCCGCCUGUGGAAAAGAGUCAGGCUGUAAUAGCAGUAUGCCUUCGUCUGCUGACCAGCGCAGUGGAGCCAAAUCGGCGUGUAGAAUGCUGCGUGUACCCUAACAUCACAUGGCCUUCGUCCGUCAACUCCUUGGCUAUGAGGAUGCUAGAUGUUGUUCUAUAUUCACUUGAUAAACAUUUCAUUGUUAGCAAUAGAUUACUAAUUUCACUUUUGAAUUUCAUCUGGCAAGGGAUCGUAUGGAAACCUGAUUACCGUGAAAUCUUCGUUGCUAAUAAUGGCAUAUACAAACUGUUGGAUAUAAUAACUAUGGCUAAACCACCGGUACAAUGCAUUGCUCUUGCGUUAAUUUGCGACGUGGCUCGCGCUGGAGACGCCUUGGGACAGCUGGUCUCUUGGCGUGCUAAUCUUGGUGCUGCUAAUGUGCACCCUAAUAUAGUCAGUCGAGGUUCGACGAUAGCCAGUCUCCUCGCAGCGGUUUUUCGAGAUGAUUGCCAACGUACCGGAGUUACACUAAACGAAUAUGGUUAUAUAGAAAAUUUGGAUUGUCCGAUAAUGUCGUCGGAAGUGAGGAAAAAAAUGAAUGAACUCCAUUGCCGAGGUGGAUUUAGCCAAAGAACUCCGGUUUGUCUACCUGCCUCCGAUUUGGCAGGAUCCCGAAUGUCUAAGGCUUUCGCUCUUCUGCAUUUGCUUUCAGAGGAUUUGGAAUACAAAGUAUCGUUAGCGGACGAAGCAUAUAAUCUUUAUAAAAACAUCAGAUUGACACCUGAAGACGAGAGCGCGUUAGUUCUUUGUUCGCACUAUCUGACGUUAAAACUAGUAGAAGUUUGGGCGGAAACAAAAGUUCAGAAUGUGGGCUUACUCCCACAAGACAAUGAAGUUCUAGAAGAGUUUUUACAUAUUGGCAAAGGUUGGGCGAAAGAUAUAAGAUUACAACAAGAAGAUAUUAUAGAAAACGAUCGUAAAAAGGAAUACGAAGAAGAAUGUUCCUUAUACGCUUUCCUGGGUCGAGUGCGUCUGAACAUAGCUCUGGACGCGUUGCGCGAGGUGCGCUGCAUGGCACGCUCGGCGGAUCGCGCGCGCAUGACGCACGCGCUAUUACACGACGCGGUGCGCGCGCAUCACCGUCGGUCGGUGUUCUCUAAGAAGCUCAGCGGGCAGGUACUGCGCACGUAUGGCCCGUCACUGGACGAUCAGAACAUCACCGGUCAAUACGUGAAAGUAACGAGCAUUCACGUUAAAGGCAAACCUAGACCCAUAGACAACAUAUCAUCGGGAAACCGAUCAGAAAAUUAAUGAAAUAUUUCAAUAAAACUACAGUUUCACGCUAAA
Molecule: messenger RNA, 3236 nt
Organism: Manduca sexta (tobacco hornworm)
Lineage: Eukaryota; Metazoa; Arthropoda; Insecta; Lepidoptera; Sphingidae
Exons: 20
Coding region: 75-3200 (1041 amino acids)
Biological process (GO): positive regulation of flagellated sperm motility
Cellular component (GO): non-motile cilium; sperm midpiece
Source: RefSeq, a predicted model, not a curated record